AUGCAAAACAGACAGCAGACCAGCGACAAGACACCCGAACUGGCGCCCUUCGGCGGAGCGCAGUGGGAAGGCCACGCCGCGCAGGAUCCAGGACCGGCCGCCCAGCGCGGCACACCGCGCCACCUGCCACACUUCUUCUCGCCUCUCAAGAUUCGCGACGUCACCUUCAAGAACCGCGCUGUCGUCUCGCCAAUGUGCACUUACUCGGCGGUGGACGGCUUCAUGAACGAUUGGCACCUUACCCACCUGGGCACCUUUGCCAGGGGUGGCGCGGGUCUGGUCGUGUUCGAGGCCUCGGGCGUGCAGGACGUGGGGCGCAUCACCCCCUGGGACGCCGGCGUGUGGAAGGACGAGCACAUCGCGCCCCUCAAGCGCAUCGUGGACUUCCUACACUCGCAGCAGGCCCUCGCCGGGCUCCAGCUCGCCCACGCCGGGCGCAAGGCCUCGACCUAUCCGCCACACCUGACAUUCCCUCAGCCGGGCGCUACCGUGCCCGUGGAACAGGGCGGCUGGGUCCCUGUUGGCCCCUCAGCCAUUGCGUGGGACGACAAGUCGCCGGUGCCUCACGCGCUGACGAAGGACGAGAUCCGGGACACGGUGCAGGCCUUUGCCGACGCGGCGGUCCGGGCGGACAAGGCCGGGUUCGAUGUGGUGGAGAUCCACGGCGCGCACGGCUACCUCCUCUCCUCGUUCAACUCGCCACUCGCCAACCACCGCACCGACGAGUACGGUGGCAGCUUUGAGAACCGAACACGAUUCACGCUGGAGGUGGUGCGGGCGGUGCGCAAGGUGUGGCCCGCGUCGAAGCCGCUGUUCCUGCGACUGUCGAGCUCGGACUGGGUUGAGGGUGGCACCACCAUCGAGGACACGGUAAGGCUGGCCAAGCUGGUCAAGGCCGAAGGCGUCGAUCUCGUCGACUGCUCGUCCGGCGGUCAAAGCCCUCUGCAGAAGAUCGGCAUCGGGCCGCUGUAUCAGCUGCCGUUUGCCGAGCAGGUCAGGCGCGAGGCCGACUUGCUCACCGGCGCCGUAGGGCUCAUCGUCGAACCCCUCCAAGCCGAGGAGAUCAUUUUCCACAAGCGCGCUGACCUGGUGUUCAUUGGGCGCGAGCUGCUGCGAGAUCCGUUCUGGGUGCUUCACGCAGCCAAGGAGCUCAAACACGACAUCCACUGGCCUGUGCAGUACGAGUGGGCAGUCAACAGGCCCGUUCCGCCGCCGGUGACCAGCGCGGCCAAGAGCUCUUAA
Molecule: messenger RNA, 1242 nt
Organism: Acanthamoeba castellanii str. Neff
Lineage: Eukaryota; Discosea; Longamoebia; Acanthamoebidae
Product: NADH:flavin oxidoreductase/NADH oxidase domain containing protein
Exons: 7
Coding region: 1-1242 (413 amino acids)
Cellular component (GO): intracellular anatomical structure
Molecular function (GO): FMN binding; NADP binding; NADPH dehydrogenase activity
Source: RefSeq, a predicted model, not a curated record